AGGUAACGUCGUCGUUUUCCGAGAGUCGAUUAAUUAACUGAUUAGACAAAAGAAAGCUGGAACUCAAAAACGGUGGCAACGACGUGCCACGCUUCCCCCACCAAUUUCUCUUUUUUUCUCUUUACCAGAAAAAAAGCCUUUGAUCAUCAUCAUCGUCGACGAGGACUACUGUCUCCGCUUUCUCUCUCCUCAGAAACAAGGUGGAACUUUCGGAGGGAAGGCUGGACGGGUGGUUUUCUGGAAGUGUGGUUAUGGUCUUUUUAGUUAACUAUAGAAUUAUAGCCUUGUUUUUUGUUUUUUGUUGUUUUGUUAAAAGGUGUGAUGGCUUCGACAUCUGGAGACCCUUGGAUGAAGGAGUACAAUGAAGCAACCAAAUUAGCUGAUGAUAUUAAUGGCAUGAUAUCAGAGAAGACUGCAAUGUCAGGUUCAGGACCAGAAUCCCAGCGUCACUUUUCAGCUAUACGGCGAAAGAUCACAAUCUUGGGGAAUAGACUGGAUAGCCUAGAAGCCCUGUUACCUAAGCUUCCUAGUAAGCAGACGAUAACAGAGAGAGAGUUGAACCGCCGUAAGGAUAUGCUUUCCAAUUUGAGAACGAAGACAAACGAAAUGGCAACCACUUUGAACAUGUCAACUUAUGCCAACAGAGACAGCUUACUUGGCCCGGAUACAAAGCCUGUUGAUGCCGUGACUAGAGCUUCUGGGCUGGAUAACCAAGGCAUUGUUAGUCUACAAAGACAAAUCAUGAGAGAGCAAGAUGAUGGCCUUGAACAGUUGGAGGAGAGUGUUGUGUUUACAAAGCAUAUUGCACUCACUGUGAAUGAAGAACUUGAUCUACACACAAGACUCAUUGACAACCUGGAUGAACAUGUUGACAUUACAGGCAGUCGUGUGCAGCGUAUCUCGAGGAGUCUGGCAAUUCUGAACAAGAAAACCAAGGGUAGUUGCUCCAUCUUGUGCCUACUGUUGGCAGUUGCUGGGAUUCUGAUUCUAGUCCUUGCUAUCUUUGUGUUGUUAAAGUAUUUAUGAUUAUAUAUGUAAAAACUGUGUAAAGUUGUGAGAAUUCUUCUUUUUUCUUCUUUCAUUCCUAUUUUUUAUGCUUUUUAUUUCCUUUUGAAGCAAGUGAUUGUUUGGUUUGCCCUACCCUUCUCCUUCUAUAUGAAAUGGAUAAACUACAGAAUUAUAGCGAUUGAGUGAUCAAUUCUUGAAAGUAAAAUUACUACGUUCCCAA
Molecule: messenger RNA, 1228 nt
Organism: Spinacia oleracea (spinach)
Lineage: Eukaryota; Viridiplantae; Streptophyta; Magnoliopsida; Caryophyllales; Amaranthaceae
Product: syntaxin-52
Exons: 6
Coding region: 322-1026 (234 amino acids)
Biological process (GO): intracellular protein transport; vesicle fusion
Cellular component (GO): SNARE complex; endomembrane system
Molecular function (GO): SNARE binding; SNAP receptor activity
Source: RefSeq, a predicted model, not a curated record